AAAUGACAGUGACGUGUAAUAUUCAACUCACGAUAUCAACUUGAUAGAAUCCUCUUUAUUUAUUGAUUGAAUUUUAAUACAUAAAUCAUUAAAGAAGGUGAAGAUAAUCACACAAAACCAAAAUGUCUACUAAAAGUAAAACAUUAGAUAGUGCAAGUAAAAUAAAAUUAAGUGAUUCAGUAUGGAAAAAAGCAUUUUCUUCGAACGCUGAAUGGCCUGACAAGGAGGAGUUUCUAGAUGUUAUUUAUUGGAUGCGACAGGCAAUAGGCAUUGUAUUGGGUCUUUGCUGGGGCUUAUUACCAUUAAAAGGAUUCUUGGGACUUCUGUUAUUUGUGGUUGUGAAUGCAGCAGUAAUAUAUUUCUAUGUAAGCAGUAUUCAAAAUGUUGAUGAAGAAGAGUUUGGAGGAAUGUGGGAAAUAACCAAAGAGGGGUUUAUGACAUCUUUUGCUGGUUUCUUAGUCACAUGGAUAAUUAUGUAUACAGGCCUGCAUGGGACCAGUAGUUUAUGAGACCAGUAUUGAAUUAUAGUGCCAAUAUAGCCAAGACUCAAUUUCAGAGAACGGGAAAAAUGAUUGCUAAAACUAUUAUGAAUGUUUUUAAUCAUCAUCACUAUUUAAUACUGAAGAAUUGUAUUAUAACAUAGAGGACCAAUAUGCUAUAGCAUCAAUUGUUUUAUUGGUAAAAUUGUAAUUUGUGUGGUGUGGAAAUAUUUAAUUUUACCAACUCUUUGUUUCUUUGAUAGUGUAAUUGUGUAUAGAAUGAGUUAAAUUUUUUUUGCUUAGCAUUUAUACCAAUUUACUUUAAUCCAAUAGGCUAUUUUUUGUUAGCCUAUUAUUUAAUGUGACUAUAGUUAUGCUUUGCCAGGUAGACAAUUUCUGGAUCUAUUAGUUUGGCACUUAGUGCUGUUGAGCCAAUUUAUUAGUUUGCUGUGUAAAGUACAAGCUGAUAAAGAACAUUCAUAAUAAUUGGGUUGUGGAUAGGCUUUUAAUACUACAUAUUGUAAAGACAGAUAUAAUGAUAUUGUUAUUAUUUCUUUAAAAAGGCAUCUGAUAAAAUCUAUUUUACAGAAAUUACAAAAUAAAACUAAUUUAUGGUUCAGAUUUGUAUUGUUUAUGAAAAUUCAUUCUAUUUUUGUGUAUUGUUAAGUUUAAUUGUGUGUUUAUAGAAACAGAUAUAAUGUUUGUAAUAUUUUGUUGUGUAUGAAAUGGUUAUGAGUUAUUUUGAUCAAAAUAAAGUGAAUUUAUGUGUC
This is a messenger RNA of Pieris rapae (cabbage white), 1249 nucleotides long. RefSeq names its product respirasome Complex Assembly Factor 1. The record is from RefSeq and is a predicted model, not a curated record. Gene Ontology annotation, biological process: mitochondrial respirasome assembly. NCBI's taxonomy places the organism in Eukaryota, Metazoa, Arthropoda, Insecta, Lepidoptera, Pieridae. The coding region runs from base 123 to 509 and encodes 128 amino acids. The transcript has 4 exons.